GGAACCGAAAGAGAAAGCGGACUGUGCUUGGAGGACAGCGGGCGGGCGCCGAGAUGAAGCCUUGGUGGGCGACCCUCUUGCUGCUGUGCUGCUGCUGUCUGGGCCGCGGGGUCGCCCGGACCUGGCCGUGGAGCCACCGGCGGGGGGGGGCCGCCCUCCUCUACCUUCUUAAUAGACAUCGAUACUUGAACUCUUUCUCUCAUGAUAACUCCAGUGCCUCUUACGGACUAAAUCAGUUUUCUUAUCUAUCUCCUGAAGAGUUCAAAGCUCUGUAUUUAGGCAGCAAACCUGCCUGGUCUCCCAGAUACCCAGCAGCAGAACAGAAACCCAUCCCCAAUGUGUCUUUGCCAUUGAGAUUUGACUGGAGGGACAAGCAUGUUGUAAAUCAAGUGAGAAACCAGAAAAUGUGUGGAGGAUGCUGGGCAUUUAGUGUGGUGACUGCAAUAGAAUCGGCUUGUGCGAUCCAAGGGAAACCUCUGGACUACCUCAGCGUGCAGCAGGUCAUCGACUGCUCCUUUAAUAAUUAUGGCUGCAGCGGUGGCUCUCCUCUCAGUGCCUUGAGCUGGCUAAACAAGACACAGGUGAAGUUGAUGGAAGAUUCAGAGUACCCAUUCAAGGCAGAAAAUGGCCUGUGUCGCUACUUUCCCCAAUCACAAUCCGGAGUUUCAAUCAAAGAUUUUUCUGCAUAUGACUUCAGUGGCCAGGAGGAUGAAAUGGCAAAAGCACUUCUGAACUUCGGCCCUUUGGUAGUGAUAGUUGAUGCAGUGAGCUGGCAGGAUUACCUAGGGGGUAUAAUUCAGCAUCACUGCUCCAGUGGGGAGGCAAACCAUGCGGUUCUCAUCACGGGAUUUGAUAAAACAGGAAAUACUCCAUAUUGGAUGGUGCACAACUCCUGGGGAAACUCCUGGGGAAUAGAUGGCUAUGCACAUGUGAAAAUGGGAGGUAAUGUUUGUGGCAUUGCAGACUCUGUCUCUGUUGUCUUUGUGUGAUCACGUGAUGGAGUCAUCAUGAGACAACUAUAAAAACGAAGCUCUUCAUAGUAAGAUCUAAUAUAAUACUUAAGUCUGAGCAUUAUUCACUGUCAAGUUUCAACAACUGCCUACAGGAGGUUCUAAGAGCAAGCUAGCAUUUUUUAAACAAUGGUAGGUCAUCUCAUUCUUGCAGAAAGAUGGACAAAGUUCAUAGGAAUCACACAACCCCACCCUGCCACCUCCAUCACAUGGGCCUGCAAGGAAAUCUGGAACAGUGUGGAAUUCUAAGAGCUUGGUGGGAUCAGAAGUCACAUCAAGCCCUCCAUCUGGAAGCAGUUGGGAUUUUUGCUUCCUUUUUGUCUUUCUGGCUGUUUAUUGCAUUGAAAUACUUGGGUUGGAUCAAAGAAGGCAUCAGAAUUUGUUUUCAUUUGUUAUUUAUAGUCACCAGCCAUAGAUGACCUCAUCUACUAGAACUCUCAAUCUAAGGCAGUGUGUAUCUUACAAUCACAGCAGCCUUCUGAGAGGGCUUGCCAUGCAUAUGGAUUUGAAAUAUCAAUUGUUUUUCUUCAGCAAAUGACCUUACCCUAUACAUUAGAACAAUUAUGAAUAAAGAAGAAAUGUGAAAGUCCCUUCUUCAGAGAGACAACCCAACUGAAUUAAAUGAAGCACAUGGCAGCUAUGUGAUAGGAAGUAACCUAUGCUGCUUCCUGUGAGGAAGAAUUUCUAGAAGGCUUCACUGUCGAGGAUCCAAUACAUUUAGCUUCUUGCCUUCUUCUCUCUGUAGUAGAGAACAAAGUAUUUUCCACAUUUUCUACCUCUCUUGUUCUUCACUGAAGAAAUCCCAUGUGUUGCUGGUGGUUUACCUUCCAGUCCAAAAGAACUCAGUCCCAUUAUUGGCAUUCCAUUUCUAUUCCCCAAUCACUUAUUUAAAAAAUUCUCUGACAUCUGGUAGGCCCACUCACUUUGCUCUUUGUUCAUGUCCUUCACUACAAUACCAGAAUCAAGAACAAAACUUGUUCUUCUUCCUGUUCCAGGGAGAGGCAAUCUCAAAAGAAUUUGCAGAGACUGGAGUAUGAAAAACUAGGAGAAGACAGUUCUUAGUAUUCCCAGUGCUUAGGAUAGAGCAGUCUAAUUAUUCAAGGAGUCCAGAGAGGAAUUAAGUUCAGCUAUGGUUUUUGUUACUGACUUUCAAUAUGUUAUCAGUGUUUUCUGGUAUCCGGUUUCAAAUACAAAGGAAGUUUUAAAUUUUCAUGAUUGUUACCCUGAAAGUAUUCUGGAUUUUUAUAACAUUUAUAAUAAAAAACAAAGAACUUA
Molecule: messenger RNA, 2285 nt
Organism: Cricetulus griseus (Chinese hamster)
Lineage: Eukaryota; Metazoa; Chordata; Mammalia; Rodentia; Cricetidae
Source: RefSeq, a predicted model, not a curated record